AUGACAACCCUUGAACAGGAUGUGUCCCAGAACCCAGGCUGUAGCGUCAUGACCUUCUGCCCAACCAUGGAAGAAUUCUCCGACUUCUGCAAAUACAUUGCCUACAUGGAGUCCCAAGGUGCACACCGAGCUGGGGUGGCCAAGGUCAUCCCGCCCAAGGACUGGAAGUGCAGGCAGUCCUGUGAGGAUGUCAUGGACAUGUCGAUUCCCGCUCCUCUGCAGCAAGUGGUCUCCGGGAAGGCAGGUGUGUUCACCCAAUACCACAAGAAGAAGAAAGCCAUGACAGUGGGGAAGUAUCGUGAGCUGGCCGAGAGCAAACAAUACCAGACCCCACCACACCUGGACUUUGAAGAUUUGGAGAGAAAAUACUGGAAGAAUCGCCUGUUUGGAUCACCAAUUUAUGGUGCUGACGUCAGCGGCUCGCUGUUUGAUGAGAACACUCAACAUUGGAACGUGGGCCAUCUUGGAAGCCUUUUGGAUGUGCUGAAGCAGGACCGCCGCAUAGUGAUUGAGGGCGUCAACACUCCUUACCUGUACUUUGGUAUGUGGAAGACCUCCUUCGCGUGGCACACGGAGGACAUGGACCUGUACAGUAUCAACUACCUGCACUUUGGGCAGCCCAAGACCUGGUAUGCUGUACCCCCUGAGCAUGGCAGGCGCCUGGAGCUCCUAGCCAAGGAACUCUUCCCAGGCAGCUCCCAGGGCUGCCAGGCCUUCCUGAGGCACAAGGUGGCGCUCAUCUCACCCACUGUGCUCAAGGAGAAUGGCAUCCCCUUUGGUCGAAUCACCCAGGAGGCUGGGGAGUUCAUGGUCACCUUUCCCUAUGGCUACCACGCGGGCUUCAACCAUGGCUUCAACUGCGCAGAGGCCAUCAAUUUCGCCACGCCGAGGUGGAUUGACUAUGGCAAGGUGGCGUCUCAGUGCAGCUGUGGGGAGGCCAGGGUGAGCUUCUCCAUGGAUGCCUUUGAGGGCCUCCUGCAGCCUGAGAGAUAUGAGAUGUGGAAACAGCAAGGGAAUCAAAGAGCUAUGGACUCCCCGGCGCUCACCUCAAGCCCCAGGCAGGAUCUGACCCUCCGGAUCGAUCAGCUGAAACCCGAUUCGAAGCUGAAUGGUUCCCAUUCAGGACCUCUCAGGAUCCGGGUGAGGAGAGGCCAGAAAAGCUGUCCAUACACAAAAGCGCAUCCAGAAUCCUCAUGCGUUCCCACAGGCAAGCUUUUGGCUCCUCGAUCAGCUCCCCAAGGGACAACGUGCUCCAAGGCGGCUUCUGGAGCCUCUUUGAUCCCUGUCAUCUCUACUGAUGUUCUAGCUGUGAACCACUCACAGGCCUGUAGGGUCUUGGACAUUAGCCUCAAAGUCUCCCUGCCGCUUCAAUACUUGAACUAA
This is a messenger RNA of Rattus rattus (black rat), 1383 nucleotides long. Its product is annotated as lysine-specific demethylase 4D-like. Lineage: Eukaryota; Metazoa; Chordata; Mammalia; Rodentia; Muridae. Gene Ontology annotation, biological process: chromatin remodeling. The coding region runs from base 1 to 1383 and encodes 460 amino acids. Gene Ontology annotation, cellular component: nucleus. The record is from RefSeq and is a predicted model, not a curated record. Gene Ontology annotation, molecular function: histone H3K9 demethylase activity. The transcript has a single exon.